AUGCUCAUUCUUAAACACAACGUGCUUUCUCCUCAAGAUUUGUUGCUGAUCGAAAAGCAAUUCUUAAGAACACUUAAUGGACACAGUCCGCCAAUUACGGCUUAUUUCAAUGUCCUGGACCACAAACGAACACACGUCUAUGGGCACCUUCUUGGUUUAUUCGUCAAAUUAGGUGUCAAUAGUUCGUUGGGAGUAACCCCCUCCCAAUUGCUUGAUUUCUUCAUUGACGCGGAUGCUGCCUAUCUCGAGACACCAUAUCACACUUUCUAUCACGCUGCUGAUGUGGUGACGAUCGUGUUUUACCUCCUUACAGAAAUGACGGCGUCCAAAUAUUUAUUACCGAUUGACAUUGCUUCUCUUAUGAUAGCCGCAUUAUGCCAUGACACCGGUCAUACGGGAUACAAUAAUCUUUACCAAAUCAAUCUUCAAACCGAUCUUGCCAAACGGUACCACGACCGAUCGGUACUCGAGUCCUUGUCGGUAGAUAUAACGCGCGACCUUUUAGAGAAGCACCAGGUCCUCAAGAAAAUACCGGGCGAAUUGUACAGCAAAGGCUACAAACAGCAGGAAAGAAACUGCCUGGAUGCGAUAGAAAACAUAAUUAUUGGAACGGACAUGAUAUAUCACUACGAGCACCAGAAUAAGCUGAUCAGCAUAUAUGACAAUCUCAGCAGAAGAAGUCCGGAUAGUACCAGCAGCAUUGAUUCAAUUGAACCUGACAGCAGCCCUGACGACACAAGCUCUAAUAAUGAUGUUGAUGUUAAUAAGAGUGCUGUUGACGGCGACGGCGACAGUGAUGAUACCGGUGACAGUAACGGUGAAGAUGGAAAUUAUAACCCGGUGCAACUGAACCCUAAUGACCGACUGAGUCUGUGCGGUAUUUUGAUGCAUGCAGCUGACAUCAAUAACACAGUUCGACCAUGGAAGGUGGCCAAACAGUGGUCAGAUUUGGUUAUCCAAGAGUUCUUUCGUCAGGGAGACGCCGAACGGGCGGCUGGUCUGCCCAUAACACCCAACAUGGACAGGACUGAAAUAAGCCAACCAAUGAUUAGUAUAACAUUUGGUGAUCUCAUUCGCCCAUUCUUCCAAGCACUUGCGAAUCUCUUACCGCCUGCCCGUGUAUUCCUCGAUAAUAUGACAGACACCCGAAAGAAAUGGAGACAGCUCAAACAAGAUUCGAUUCCCUGGCCAAAUUUCCCGGCUGCCUCUAGACGCAAAUCGUAUCCAAACAGCUGUCGGGUGAGUGUCCCGGCAGGAACUGUGGAAGUGAUGGAUGGAGAGGAUCUUCAGAGACGCUUCAAGCGAGCCAAACGAGCCAAUAGUAAUAUAGACAGUAAACCCCUGAAAGACUUUGGUGGUCGUUCACCAUCGCCUUCCAUACCGAACUGGUAUCGUCGUAAGAGCGACCAAUGCAUUAUAGACAUCUCACAGCGUUAUUCUCCAGUUCCAGAGAUCCAUUAA
This is a messenger RNA of Phycomyces blakesleeanus NRRL 1555(-), 1461 nucleotides long. RefSeq lists its product as hypothetical. The record is from RefSeq and is a predicted model, not a curated record. NCBI's taxonomy places the organism in Eukaryota, Fungi, Mucoromycota, Mucoromycetes, Mucorales, Phycomycetaceae. Gene Ontology annotation, molecular function: 3',5'-cyclic-nucleotide phosphodiesterase activity. Bases 1 to 1461 code for a protein of 486 amino acids. Gene Ontology annotation, biological process: signal transduction. The transcript is spliced from 3 exons.